AUGUCUGAGGGUGAACAGCCUCUCUGCCCUGCAUGCAGAGAAGUUGACAUAGACGGUCAGCUCGAGGAGCGCUCUAAUGACCCAGGUAUCCGCCUCGGCAAAUUUUGUACCAUCAUCAAUACGACUGACUGUGUGCUCUGCUGGAUAGUCACAGAAGCUAUGUCGCCUAUUCUAACUGAGUCCCUGCUAAAAUAUGCCGAGGGCAAAGAGGAUACUCUUUUCGUAUACUUAACCCCAUCCGACACCUUUUCUGCCCUCAAUAUUUCUUUACGAUUCUUUAAUUCAAAUGAGACGUCCAGUGGUAUCGAAAACUCGAUUUGUUGGGAUGCCCAGCCAUUUCGACCGUCGUUACACGUUGACAUGAACUAUCUACACAAGAGUAGACUGUUCAGCAGCGAAAAGCAACGUCCAUGUUUCUCCGCUAGGAUGCUCCCGCAGGAAACCUGCGACUUCGACUUAAUACGGCGUCAUCUAGACAAUUGUAUAGAGCACCACAAAAGUACCUGCGGGCGGAAUUGUACCAUACUCAUCGAGGCGGAGGAUAGCUCACUUGUGUCAGACCAGUGGCCACUUAACCUUCGCGUCAUUGACGUGGAAGAGAUGCGAGUGACUGAUGCACCACUGGGCUGUAGUUACAUCGCAUUGUCCUAUGUAUGGGACAAGAGCCCUCCCAGCAAACCUUUCGAGGAAAUUUGCGUAUCUGGAGGCUUGAAAGAGUCGGAAUUACCUCAGACUAUCGUAGACGCGAUCAACGUCUGUCGGCAGUUGAGCGAGAAGUAUCUCUGGGUUGAUGCGCUUUGCACCAUCCAGAAUGACGAGGAUGACCGCUCCUUACAAAUAUCUCAGAUGGAUAAGGUCUAUAUCUUCGCAACAGCGACCAUUGUAGCGGCUUGUGGGGAUGAUCCAAGUCAAGGACUAUCCUGCUUACGCUCCCGUGACCCUCCGCAGGUCGAUUGCUAUGUUCGGGGAAUCCACUACAUCGCUAGCGGACCUCCUCUAAGGCGUCCCUUAGAAAAGAGCCGGUGGAACACAAGAGGAUGGACCUACCAAGAACUCAAAUUAUCUCGAAGGCUCAUAAUAUUCACAUCCAUCCAACUGUACUUCGCCUGCGCUGAGGACACGAUUGCUGAAGAUACUGUACAAUGUAUCUCUGGUUAUCGGCAGACAUCGAAAUCGGAUAUGCCGGUGUGGUCCAUACUGAAAGAUCCUCUCAUUGCAUCGUGCUGGGACCUUUACAAUAUCGCAAUCGCAGAAUUCACCAAACGGAGCCUCACCCUUGGCUCGGAUCGACUUCCCGCUAUUUCCGGGCCUUCUGCGUCUUCAAGAAGAUUUGACAAGUGGCCUAGUUGGAGCUGGGUAGGAUGGACAGACCAAGCGUGGAACCCAGCUAGCAAAGCAGUUGGUGCUCAGUGGGGACGAGCGCAAAAAACAUUUGUGACAACUCUCAAAAAUCUGAGGUAUCGCGGAACGGACGGCAAAAGGAUAGCCAUAGACCAGGCGCCUUCAGAUGACCAGAUUAUGAGCUGGCUCGACUACGGCUUGUUUGGACUUUGCCGUGACAAACAUAAGGCCGUUAACCAAGCCGCUUCUCCAACUUGUGAGGACGAAAUUUUUGGCCAUCUCUUGUUUACAGCGCAGUCGAGACCUCUGUCGAUUGUGCCAGAAAGCAAUCCUCCCGAGGACUCGAAGCUCCGCAGAUAUCGCAUUCUUGACGAUAACAAUUGGAUUGGUACCGUAUUCCUGACCCGUGAAUGUGCAGCGUCUUAUCCAAGCACGACGCACGACUGCAAAUUUAUCCGGUUAACUAAAUGCAGCAUAAAGGCCGGCGAGCUGGCGUCCAAUUUGCUCGAGGGCCUCGGAGACUGGAGCACAUCCCUUUCAGACGACAUGCUCAAUCCGAAGGCCGGUGAGCGAGCAAUCUUUGACCCUCUGUAUUACCAACCCGCCAAGUCUAGGAGAAUUUCAAGGGUUGGGAAGAGCCGCCGCCGUCGUAGGAGUUACAAAUCCAAACCACCUACUAUACACCUGAGCCACGUUAUGCUGCUAGAAAGUAAUGGUGAUUCUGUUUAUCGUAAAGCCGUUGGACUAAUCGUUCAAAAUGGGCCUGGCUGGCCCGAGAGCGACUUUUGUCUAGGAUAA
Molecule: messenger RNA, 2139 nt
Organism: Hypoxylon trugodes
Lineage: Eukaryota; Fungi; Ascomycota; Sordariomycetes; Xylariales; Hypoxylaceae
Product: heterokaryon incompatibility protein-domain-containing protein
Exons: 2
Coding region: 1-2139 (712 amino acids)
Source: RefSeq, a predicted model, not a curated record